AUGAUUCCGGACUCUGCGCGAGCGGCAGUUUCAGUGCUGGGUGACAUUUUGGGUCGCGCCAUGAAAAACCUGGAUGGCUUGUUGCAAAUGCCUUACGGCUGUGGGGAGCAGAACAUGGCUCUCCUGGCUCCGAAUAUUUACAUCCUGGAAUAUCUGGAAAAGACAAACCAGCUCACUCAAGAGACCAGAGAUAGAGCCGAACAAUUUCUGACCAGCGGUUACCAGAGACAAUUGAACUACAAACACAGUGACGGAGCCUACAGCACUUUUGGAACAGGAACUGGAAACACAUGGCUGACCGCUUUUGUCGUGAGAACCUUUGUGAAAGCCAAACAUUUUGUCCACAUCGACCAAGCAAAUAUUGAUGAAUCAAAGAUGUGGCUGGAGUCAAAACAGGAGAACGGUUGCUUUGCGAUGCUUGGGAAACUGUUUAACAACAGAAUUAAGGGAGGAGUUUCAGAUAAUGUAACGUUGACCGCCUACAUCUCUGCUGCUCUGUUGGAGAUGGGAGUGCCUGCAGAUAAUGAGAAACUAUCCAAUGCCUUAACCUGCCUGAAGGAGUCGAUGAACGAUUUGAGCAACACUUACACCACGGCCCUGAUGGCCUACGUCUUCACUUUGGCCAAUGACUUAACAACCAGGACACAACUGCUUGACCAUCUCAACACUAAGGCACACAGAGAGGGUGGAUUGCUCCACUGGUCUCAGACGUCAGCUGAGACUUCUGCUUCGCUCUCGGUGGAGAUCAGCGCAUAUCAGAACUACUAUGGAGGCUUCAGCUCCACACAGGACACUGUGGUGGCUCUUCAGGCCUUGUCUCUGUACUCCACUCUGGUCUACAGUCCUGGUGGUCAGAGCACGGUCACGAUCAUUACUCCCAGUGGUUCUCAGACGUUUGAUGUGAACCAAAACAACAAGCUGCUUUACCAGGAGACAACCUUCCAAAACGUGGAGGGAGAUUACAGCGUGAGCGUACAGGGCAACACCUGCGCUGCCAUUCAGAUUGCUCUCAUGUACAACGUCCCGACACCCACCGGCACCUCUGCAUUCAAAGUUGAUGUGACUCACAAGGUCGACUGCGACAGCAACUUACUGAGACCCAAAAUGAACCUCUUCUUCAAAUCAGAGUAUAAUGGGGACCAGGAAACCUCCAACAUGGUCAUCCUCAACAUUAAGAUGCUCUCUGGAUUCAAACCAGAUUCUCGGUCUCUGAAAGAGCUGGAGGGCGCAUUGCUGGUCGAAAGGAUUGAAAAUGACCAAAAGGACAAUGACCAUUAUUUGGUCUACCUGAAAGAGCUACCGAAAGGCAUCCCCAUCAAUCAUCAAUUAGUGGUGGUACAGGAACGCGAAGUGAGUAACCUGAAGCCCGCCGUGGUGGUACUCUACGACUACUACCAGCCCAGCGACAGUGAUGAGACAGAGUACAGUUACCCCUGUGCUUGA
Messenger RNA from Knipowitschia caucasica, 1443 nucleotides. Lineage: Eukaryota; Metazoa; Chordata; Actinopteri; Gobiiformes; Gobiidae. The record is from the annotation of a GenBank genome assembly.